AUGGCACACGGACGUCAUUCCGUGUGGAGCGACACGGAUCUGCUCGCCGCACGCCACCGCGCGUCGCAGAGCGUCGCAGCGGACCAGUGCAGUCUAACCUGUGACUUACCCAAUACCUACAGCCUUAGUUGCGACAGCAUCCCCAUUCUCGAGCCCGAAUUGCGCACGACCUUAGCCUCUAGAAUUUUCGAGCGGCGCGCCUCUGAGCACAACCGCUUCCCCCGGGACGACUAUUUCACUUCCCGCGCCACCAUCGCCCCGACGUCCGAGAACACCGCGAAUGCCGCGUCCGCGACCGGGAAAAUCGCGUCGCGAGGGCGAGAGUUCGUGCGAUCCUUGAGCGAAUUUCCUCCAUCGCUACAGCUGGGAGGUGCUGAGACGAGUAGUGAUUGCAGCGGUCCGACGAGCGUGCUCCGAGUCCGCGGAACCGGCGGCUUUGCUAUUCCCGACUUUCACAUCGAUGAUGUUGGACAGCUCAGCACAAAAGAUGAUUCUGUCGUGGCGCCGCUACCGCCCACGGCAUCCCUGGUGGAUCGGCUUGAUCUCUUUCCAGAUCCCGAACCGAUCCUCUUUCUCCUUCCCGACGGAUCGGUGCGCUUCUUCUGCCGCGGCGCGCGCGAUCCGCUGCUUCGCGUCGCUGACGUCAUGCGCGAGUACCCGGGCCUGCACGUCGGCGUCGCGUCGGGGAGCCGCGCGUCGCUCAGUCUCGAUCCGACAUCCGUACUUCUCUCCGCUCCGAGCGCUACUUAUUUUCUCCAUCCGCCUCACCCGGCAGCGAGAACCCGCAGUGGCAUUGCGAGGGGCAUGUCUACUAAUAGUAUUGCUACUAGUAGUAUUGCUGCUGCUGGUAGCAGGGGCUGGAUCGCCGGGGACGUUUCUACAACUCUAGCUGGAUCCGGCGGCGACGGCGCCGCGUUUUGCGGCGCGGCGGAUGACGCGGAUCGCAUGAUUCGCGGCAUCGAAUUGCAGCUCGAUCGGUUCGAGCGGCGGUUGCGGCGGGAAUUCGGCGCCGGGAUUGCUCCCGCUGCGGCUGGCACGGCGGCAGCUGCUGCGGCGUGUUCCGACCGUACAGCUAGUGCGAUUCGUACCGGCAAUGACGAACGCGACUCGGAGUCGUUCCUACUGGCAGCAGCAACUGCGGUGUCACAGCCUUCCAACGCGGAGUGCAGUACCAGCGGACGCGAAACGGCAUCAAGCCUCUCAGGCCCGCUUCCUUUCGCGGGCUAUCCCGCAAGGAGCGGCAGCCUCGCGCUUAACCCUUCUCCCCUGCCGCUAUCGCCCUCUGAGAGCCCGCGCGCUGCUUCCGUCCGCCCGGCCCCGCGCCUGCAUCUUGCGCCCGCGACGCCCCCGCCCGCGGCGACGCCCGCGAGCCCCUCGUCCCCGCGCCUCUCCGGACGGUCGCGAACGGAGCCGCGCAACAGCCACCGCAGCCGCAACCGCUAUGGCGAUCGCGACACGCUGACGAGCGGCCCUUCCCCGGUCCCUAGCAGCAGGCGGAGCAACACUACAGGCACCACUCCAAAUCAGCAGACAGCAGCGAGAGUGGCAGCUCCUACAGCAACCCGACCUCAGUUCUGGAUCUGA
Molecule: messenger RNA, 1584 nt
Organism: Closterium sp. Naga37s-1
Lineage: Eukaryota; Viridiplantae; Streptophyta; Zygnematophyceae; Desmidiales; Closteriaceae
Source: the annotation of a GenBank genome assembly